Messenger RNA from Trichechus manatus latirostris (Florida manatee), 1105 nucleotides. RefSeq names its product G protein-coupled receptor 17 (gene GPR17). Gene Ontology annotation, biological process: positive regulation of Rho protein signal transduction; phospholipase C-activating G protein-coupled receptor signaling pathway. Gene Ontology annotation, cellular component: plasma membrane. NCBI's taxonomy places the organism in Eukaryota, Metazoa, Chordata, Mammalia, Sirenia, Trichechidae. Bases 64 to 1083 code for a protein of 339 amino acids. The transcript has a single exon. The record is from RefSeq and is a predicted model, not a curated record. Gene Ontology annotation, molecular function: G protein-coupled receptor activity.
CGCUCUGUAACGCCGUUCUUGUUCCCUCCAAGCUCGUGCCCUGGCUCUGCCCCCAGCCAAAGUAUGAAUGGCCUCGAGGUGGCCCCCCCAGGCCUGAACGCAAAUGCCUCCCUGGCAGCCGUGGAUCAAUGUGGCCAGGAGACUCCACUGGAGAACACCCUCUUUGCCUCCUUCUACCUGCUCGACUUCAUCCUGGCUUUUGUCGGCAAUGCCCUGGCCCUGUGGCUCUUCGUUCGGGACCACAAGUCAGGCACCCCUGCCAACGUGUUCCUGAUGCACCUGGCUGUGGCCGACCUGUCCUGCGUGCUGGUCCUGCCCACCCGCCUCGUCUACCACUUCUCCGGGAGCCACUGGCCAUUCGGGGAGAUCCCAUGCCGCCUUACCGGCUUCCUCUUCUACCUCAACAUGUAUGCCAGCAUCUACUUCCUCACCUGCAUCAGUGCUGACCGCUUCCUGGCUGUCGUGCACCCUGUCCGGUCCCUCAAGCUGCGCAGGCCCCUCUACGCCCACCUGGCCUGCGCCUUCCUCUGGGUGGUGGUGGCCGUGGCCAUGGCCCCACUACUGGUGAGCCCGCAGACCGUGCAGACCAACCACACAGUUAUCUGCUUACAACUCUACCGGGAGAAGGCCUCCCACCACGCCCUGGUGUCCCUGGCAGUGGCCUUCACCUUCCCGUUUGUCACCACAGUCACCUGCUACCUGCUGAUCAUCCGCAGCCUGCGGCAGGGCCCCCGCGUGGAGCAGCGCCUCAAAAGCAAAGCUAUCCGCAUGAUCGCCAUGGUGCUGGCCAUCUUCCUGGUCUGCUUCGUGCCCUACCAUGUCCACCGCUCCAUCUACGUGCUGCACCUGCACAGCCACAGGCCCUCCUGCACCGCCCAGCGCAUCCUGGCCCUGGGCAACCGCAUCACCUCCUGCCUCACCAGCCUCAACGGCGCCCUGGACCCCGUCAUGUACUUCUUUGUGGCCGAGAAGUUUCGCGACACCCUGUGCAACCUGCUCUGUGGCAAAAGGCUCACGGGGCCACCCCCUAGCUUUGAAGGGAAAACCAACGAGAGUUCGCUGAGCGCCAAGUCAGAGCUGUAAAGGCCAGCCCUCCGGAAGCCAC